Molecule: messenger RNA, 1163 nt
Organism: Pleuronectes platessa (European plaice)
Lineage: Eukaryota; Metazoa; Chordata; Actinopteri; Pleuronectiformes; Pleuronectidae
Gene: endog
Product: endonuclease G
Exons: 5
Coding region: 11-1024 (337 amino acids)
Biological process (GO): apoptotic DNA fragmentation
Cellular component (GO): nucleus; mitochondrial inner membrane
Molecular function (GO): metal ion binding; nucleic acid binding; RNA endonuclease activity
Source: RefSeq, a predicted model, not a curated record
CUCGUCCAACAUGGGGUCGUGGUGUCGGACCGGAGCGACCUUGGUGCUGGGAGCGGGAGUCGGAGCCGCGGUCUGCCGCCUGCUGAGCCUCAGAGGCCGCGAGGAAGAGGAGGAAGGAGCCGGUGUCCUCCACAGAGUCCCGGUGCUUCCGGUACCGAGCGUCCUGGCCUCCGAGCUGACGGUGAGUCCAGGUGCAUCAGUAGCUGUGAUGAAGUAUGGCUUCCCCUCAUUGGCCAACAUCAAGACUCGAGAGUCCUACGUCACCUCCUACGACCCCCGCACACGCACUGCAUCCUGGGUGAUAGAGAGGCUGAACCCCGCCUCCCUUAGCGGGUCAUCAAACAGGAAGAACUGUGAGUUCAGAGCAGACGACAGCGUGCACUUGUUUCACAGGUCGACCAAUGAUGACUACAGGGGGAGUGGCUUCGACAGAGGUCACCUGGCUGCAGCAGCCAAUCACAAGUGGAGUCAGAAAGCAAUGGACGACACAUUCUACCUGAGCAACGUCGCCCCGCAGGUCUCUCUCUCUCUCUCUCUCACUCACUCACUCACUCACUCACUCACUCACUCACUCACUCACUCACUGUGUGUGUGUGUGUGUGUGUGUGCUCAGAACCCUCACCUGAACCAGAACACCUGGAACAAUCUGGAGAAACUCUGUCGCUCUUUGACCAAACGUUACCUGAACGUGUACGUGUGCAGCGGGCCCCUCUACCUGCCCAGGCAGGAGGCUGAUGGGAAACUCUACGUUCGUUAUCAGGUUAUUGGACAAAACCACGUCGCUGUGCCGACCCACUUCUUCAAGGUGCUGAUCCUGGAGCAGGCGAAUGGUAGAGGGGUGGAGCUUCGGUCAUAUGUUUUACCAAAUGAACCAAUAGAUGAGAAGGUUCCUCUGGAGCGUUUCCUGGUCCCCAUAGAAACCAUAGAGCGAGCGUCAGGACUUCUGUUUGUGUCGAACAUCCUGAAGAGAACCAGCAGCCUACAGGCUGACCGACCAACUACAUUACCCAGAAUACACCAGUGACAUGAACUACAGUGACUCAGUUCACCUUGUCCUGGAAACAGGAAGUUGAAGAAAUCAGACUGAAUGUGGAAGUUUAUCCAGUGGGGGGGGGGUUGAUUUUAAUUGUUAAUGUAUUAAUAAACAUUGUCUUGUUUGUUCA